CUCUCCUCCUCCUCCUCCUCCUCCCAAAAGCUCCGUAAAGACUAUAAACGCAGCCUUCCCUUCUCCACCUUCCUCCACUAUACUUUAAUUCAAAACAAACACGUCUCCAUGGUCACCACCCACUUGGAAGAAGAUCCCAAAGUGCGUUCAACUGAAGCGGCAGCAGCAGCACAUGAAUGGACAAGUAACAUUACACACGAUGCUCAAUGGUUCACAGAUGAGCAUGGUCGAACACUCUUGAUGCGCGGCGUGAAUUUAUGCGGAUCAUCAAAGUUGCCUACGCGGCCUUAUCCUGGGUCAACCCAUUUGUACGAUGAAAAGUUGUUUUGGGAUCAUCGUGGUGUCAGCUUUGUCGGACGACCGUUUCCACUAAACGACGCGCCUAUGCAUUUUGCGCGCCUGCGUGCCUGGGGCCUGACCCUGGUUCGAUUGUUGAUCCCUUGGGAAAGUAUUGAGCACGCUAAUCCUGGCGAAUACGAUGAAGAAUAUAUCGACUACCUGCGAGAACUGAUCGGGAUGAUGCCUGCAUAUGGUAUCAAAUGCUUCAUUGAUCCGCAUCAGGAUACGUGGUCACGAUUUUCUGGUGGAUCCGGUGCGCCAGGAUGGACAUUUGAAAUAGCAGGGAUGGAUAUACGUGCAUUCAAAGAAACCGGUGCGGCUUAUGUUCACAAUACGAAUGCUGUUCCUGGCGAUCCACUACCCAUGGUCUGGCCAACCAAUUAUACCAAGCUUGCAAGCUGUACUAUGUUUACCCUGUUCUUUGCCGGUGAUACCUUUGCUCCCAAACACACAUACCAAGGCGAAUCGAUUCAGCAAUUUCUGACCAACUCCUUUAUAAACGCUUUCCAACAUUUGGCCUCACGUCUUGUGGAUCUUGAAGCGGUGAUUGGAUUCGAAUUCAUGAACGAGCCGCAUCCAGGCUAUAUUGGUCUGGAUACACUCAAAGCAUUCGAUCCCAUAGUCAACUUGAUCUUUGGCGACUCGCCAACGCCUCUACAAUGCUUUGCCCUAGGUGAGGGCGUUCCACAAAAAGUCGGUGUAUAUAUCAAGUCAUGGCCAUUCCCUACCAAAAAGUCACAUAUGCGCGUGAUAAAUGAGAACAAGCGGAGUGCCUGGUUGUCAGGAACAUCAUGCAUAUGGCGUCAGCAUGGCGUGUGGGACAUAAAUAAUAAGGGCAAACCAAUUCUGAAAAACUCCUCAUAUUUUUCCAAGGACCCAAAAACUGGAAACAAGGUUGAUUUUUACCGAGAUUUCUACGUGCCGUUUGUCAACAAGUACGCGCAGGCGAUUCAAAAAGUCAAUCCUGACUGGUUUUGUUUUGUGGAACCAUUGGCGAAUGAGGCAUCGCCUGUGUAUUCGGAUACGGAUCAUCAUCACAAUAUGGUAUUUGCUCCACAUUGGUAUGAUUUGAAUUGUGUCUUUUACAAGAAAUUUGAUGGCCGUAUUACCCAUGAUGUUCAGGCAUUGCAGAAUGGUGUCAAUGUCAUUAGCGCCACGUAUUUCGGCCGCAAUGGUGCCAAAAAGAACUAUCGAGGGCAAAUCAAGAAUAUCAAAAAGAGCGGCUUAAAUAAUAUGGGGCAAAAACCUUGUGUUCUUGGUGAAGUGGGUAUUCCUAUGGAUCUAAACCAGCGGGCUGCGUUUAUGAGUGGUGACUACACGAACCAUAUCCACUUUAUGGAUGCCAUGAUUAAUGCCUUAGAAGUGAAUCUUGUUAACUUUACGCUAUGGAACUACGAUAUUUGCAACGACGACGAAUAUGGCGAUCACUGGAAUGGUGAAAAUUUUUCUAUUUUCUCGCCCAAGUUGAUCGCGGCAGCUAUAGCAAGCGAAGAAAAGAAGGAGGAUUUAGCAUCGCUGGAUACGGAUGAGUCUCCAAAUACCCUGUGUGAUGAUAUUGGCCGUUUGCAUGAUGGAGGUCGCGUAUUGAAAGCUGCUAUUCGGCCCUAUGCAUCUAAGGUGGCAGGUACACCCGAAAAAUCAGAAUUUAAUAUAGAUACGCUUGAAUACGUGUUUGCGUUCAAGCCAUUCAAGAAACAGGAAGAUCGUGCCAGAACAACUACUACGGAGCUUUACAUACCCCACUAUCAUUAUGGAUCGACCAAGGCGAAUUUACAAGUCGACGCCUCGGCAGGCACCUGGGAGUACAAUCCAGAAACGCAAUCGCUAUAUCACCGUUACGAUAGCUCCAACGGUGGUGAAAAAUCCAUUACGAUCCGUAUAAACAGUGCUGAAGCAAUGAAAAGCAAUGCUAAUAACAGCUUCAAUUGCACCGUCAUGUAAACAUAGAGUGUAAUAAUUUUUUGUGCUAUGUGUAUUUGUAACCAUCUGCUGUCUUUAUAUGGAUACACAUACUAUAUAUCCACUAGCUGUCAUUACUACUAUGCAUAAAUUCUUCAAAUGACGCAUGGAAUCUACUCCAGUUGUUGCCAGGGACUUUGGCCAUCUUAAUCU
Messenger RNA from Zychaea mexicana, 2451 nucleotides. Its product is annotated as glycoside hydrolase superfamily. The coding region runs from base 109 to 2280 and encodes 723 amino acids. The transcript is spliced from 6 exons. Gene Ontology annotation, molecular function: beta-glucosidase activity. NCBI's taxonomy places the organism in Eukaryota, Fungi, Mucoromycota, Mucoromycetes, Mucorales, Lichtheimiaceae. The record is from RefSeq and is a predicted model, not a curated record.